Messenger RNA from Jaculus jaculus (lesser Egyptian jerboa), 755 nucleotides. RefSeq names its product tetratricopeptide repeat domain 36 (gene Ttc36). The record is from RefSeq and is a predicted model, not a curated record. The coding region runs from base 124 to 690 and encodes 188 amino acids. NCBI's taxonomy places the organism in Eukaryota, Metazoa, Chordata, Mammalia, Rodentia, Dipodidae. Gene Ontology annotation, molecular function: protein binding. Gene Ontology annotation, biological process: cilium assembly. The transcript is spliced from 3 exons.
ACCUCUGUCUACUUGGGGGUGGAACCACAUAGAACCUCCUUUCACAUCAGCUGCCUGCUGGGAGGUUCUGCCUGAUCUUCCUCAUAUCCUGAGUCACCUUUGGGGACUUUGGAGCUGAACACCAUGGGGACUCCAAAUGAUCAGGCAGUGUUGCAGGCCAUCUUUAACCCCAAUGCCCCAUUUGGAGAUGUUGGGUUAGAGCCGGGAAAGCAAGCAGAGAGGGAAGAAGAGGACGAAGAUGAAGUUUUCCCUCAAGCCCAGUUGGAGCAAUCCAAGGCCCUGGAGCUGCAGGGGGUGAGGGCAGCGGAAGCUGGGGACCUCCACACAGCCCUGGAGAGGUUUGGCCAAGCCAUCAACGUGCUGCCUGAGAGAGCCUCUGCUUACAACAACCGGGCCCAGGCCCGGAGGCUCCAAGGGGAUGUGGCAGGCGCCCUGGAGGACCUGGAGCGCGCCGUGGCGCUGAGCGGCGGCCGGGGUCUCGCGGCGCGUCAGAGCUUCGUGCAGCGCGGGCUCCUGGCGCGGCUGCAGGGCCGGGACGACGACGCCCGCCGGGACUUCGAGCGGGCGGCGCGGCUGGGCAGCCCGUUCGCGCGGCGCCAGCUCGUUCUGCUCAACCCCUACGCCGCGCUGUGCAACCGGAUGCUGGCCGACAUGAUGGGGCAGCUGCGCGGCCCCUGCAACGGGCGCUGAGGCUGCGGGCCCGCCGGGUGGAGACGGGAGCCGAACCCAAUAAAGCUGCCGAUCCCUGCCCUCUA